Penaeus monodon (black tiger shrimp) is the source of this 962-nucleotide messenger RNA. Its product is annotated as hydroxysteroid dehydrogenase-like protein 1. The record is from RefSeq and is a predicted model, not a curated record. Gene Ontology annotation, cellular component: endoplasmic reticulum. Gene Ontology annotation, molecular function: oxidoreductase activity. NCBI's taxonomy places the organism in Eukaryota, Metazoa, Arthropoda, Malacostraca, Decapoda, Penaeidae.
CUCGGCAGUAUCCGCCCAGAGUUCAAGCAGAGAUGUGGAACCUCGAAGAGCUCCUGCUUCUCCUGCUUCCGAGGGGCGUGCUCGGGGUCUUCGCGCUCCUCGGGAUCCUCGCUGUGGGGAAGAUCCUCGCUUGCUCAGUGUGGGGAGCUGUGGGGGCGCUGAGGACGUACGUGUGGGCCAGGCUGUGGGGCAAGAGUCUCCCGGAAACCUACGGGAAAUGGGCAGUGGUGACUGGCUCAACGGACGGCAUAGGGAAGAGUUACGCCAAGGAGCUCGCUAAGAAGGGAAUGAACAUCUUGCUCGUCGCGAGGAAUAUGGAGAAACUACAGAAAGUUGCUGAAGAAAUUAGAUCUAAAUCCGGGGUUCAGACGGACAUCGUGCAAGCCGACUUCGCGCUGGGUCGUCCAAUCUACGAUAACAUUGCAAAGCGACUGAAGGGGAAAGACAUCGGGAUUCUAGUGAACAACGUGGGCAUGCUGAUCACUCCGGGUCCGUUCGAGAAACUGACGGAGGACAACAUAUGGGCGUACGUAAACGUGAACGUGGCGUCCGUGGUGGCCAUGACUCGACUGGUUUUGCCCGAGCUGCUCCGGAGAAGGCAGGGCGCCGUCGUCAAUGUGUCGUCCAUGGGUUCCUUCGUGAGCAGCUUCACCCGCUCCCUGCGGGAGGAGUGCGGCUCCUCGGGCGUGACCGUCCAGUGUCUGGAGCCGGGCGCUGUGUCCACCAACAUGAUCUCCUUCGACAAGGAUAUUCACAACCCAGGGUUCUUUACUCCCACCGCCGACGCCUUCGCCGCCAGCGCCGUGGCCACCCUCGGCCACGCCAGCCGCAUCACGGGGUACUGGACGCACUGGCUGCAGCUGGCGAUGGUGAGGACCAUACCCGAGUGGCUUAUUAUGAGCGGCUACAAGGCGAGGAUGGAUAGCAAGAUUAAAAAAUCGAAAUAAAAUCGAUGAAAUUAU